AUGGCUGUUGCGUUUCGUCUCAGCACAGCCCUACUCCCCUCGCUCGCGGCACCCAUAGUGUCUCCCACCAACGCCGCAAAGCCCUCCCUUUCUUCCGCAUCCCGCGCCGCCUUGCUACCUUUAAUUGCCGUCCGCGCUACCGUUACUCCUCAGCGAUCCCCCGCGUGUCGAGCAUCCACGGUCGUCGACUCGGCCACGUCAACAGAAACCAUGGCUGACGCGGCAGCUCCGGCGACUGACGUCAACGCGUCCGCUGGCGGCGUCGAUUCGCGCAGCGGGUGCAGGAUCUGCGCGGCGGUGACGGCGACGACGGUGGGUGGAAUGCGGGAGCAGAUGGCGCAGGUCAAGGCGGCGGGAGCGGACACGGCGGAGCUCCGCGUUGACCAUUUGACCGAGUUUGACCCGAGCGUUGACCUCCCUGCGCUCCUAAACGGCCGCUGCCUGCCCGUUAUUGUCACAUGCCGCCCCACGUGGGAGGGCGGCAAGUACGCCGACCCGGACGAGGAGAGGCGGCAGCAGGUGCUGGCGAUGGCCAUGGAGAUGGGAGCUGAGUUCAUUGACGUCGAACUGCAGGUCGCCUCCGAGUUCAUCCAGAAGCACGUUGCACCCCGCCGCGCCGCCGCCGCUGCUGCUGCCGCUGGUGACGGUGUGACUGCAACGCGUGUGAUUGUAUCGAGCCACAACUACAGCGUGACCCCGCCAUUGGAGGAGCUGCGGGCGCUGGUGGCGCGCAUAGAGGCUGCUGGGGCAGACAUUGUCAAGUUCGCCACCACGGCCACUGAUAUCACUGACAAUGCACGCGUGUUCCAGAUACUCAAGGAGGCGCAGCGCCCCACAAUCGCAUUGGUGAUGGGUCCCAAGGGCCUCAUCAGCCGUCUCCUCGCGCCCAAAUUCAACGCCUUUCUCACCUUCGGGGCGAUCACCCCUGGCGCUGAGUCAGCGCCAGGUCAGCCGACGGUCGCUGAGCUGGCGGGCACGUACAGGCUGGCGGGCGUGGGCCCGGCAACGCACGUGUUUGGGCUGGUGGGGAACCCGGUGGCGCACAGCAAGGGCCCUGUGCUGCACAAUGCGGCGUUAAGGCAUGUGGGGUAUGACGGCGUGUACGUGCCAUUCCUGGUGGACGAUGUUCCGGAGUUUCUGAAGACGUUUGACGGCCCCGAUUUCAAGGGGUUCAGUGUGACCAUUCCCCACAAGCUCGCGGCGUUGGAGUGCUGCCACGAUGUGGAACCUCUUGCCAAGAGCAUAGGCGCUGCCAACACCAUCAUUCAAGGGGAGGGCGGCCGGCUCAAGGGGUACAACACAGACUGCAUGGCGGCCAUAGAGGCCAUCGAGGACGGGCUCAGGCAGGCAGAUGGAGGCAGCAUCAGCAGUAGCAACGCGGAAGCUUCCUCCUCGCCCCUCGCCGGCCGACUCUUUGUGGUUGUGGGGGCGGGGGGUGCCGGGAGGGCUCUGGCUUUCGGUGCUAAAGCAAAGGGUGCGGAUGUGAUUGUAACAAAUAGGAGCUACGGCAAGGCGGAGGCGCUGGCUGCGGCUGUGGGCGGCACUGCCGUGCCUCUGCCGUCUGGUUCUGGUGACGUGGCAGCGGGUGGCGAUGAGCUGGCGGCGGUGUUGCAGGAGAUGCAGAGAGGGAGGAGUGGGCGUGCUGUGCUGGCAAAUACGACCUCUGUGGGCAUGCACCCUCAUGUGGACGAUACUCCGGUCAGCAAGGCUGUGUUGCAGGAGUGCAGUCUGGUGUUUGAUGCAGUCUACACCCCCAUGGAAACCCGUCUGCUCAAAGAGGCGAAGCAGGCAGGAGCUGCAACGGUCAGUGGCGUCGAGAUGUUUGUUGGCCAGGCGGCUCGACAAUUCGAGCUCUUCACUGGAAAGCCAGCUCCUGUGUCGUUGAUGCGUGAAAAUUUCCGCCAAAGUUCCGCCGGCAUUCCGCAACCCUCCUCUCGCUCCCCUCGCAUCAUGGAAGCGGAGGAGCCUCCGCGCGCGCGCACUCUCCGUAAUGCCGCCAAGCGGUGGAGCGUGCCGGCCGUCCUGCACCCCGCGUCGGGCCGGCUCGUCCCCAUGGACGACUGGGCGAUCUCCGCCGCCGUCGCCGCGCAUAGCGACGGCGCGCCGGUCGCCCCGUCGGCCGCAUCUUCCAGCCACGACGAUUUCUUGAAGAAUCUGACCAAUCGGAGCCGGAAGUGGAUUGGCGGAGCGCGCACGGCCGGAAGGCCCGGGACGUCGUCGUUUCGGGACGCGGAUAAUGCGGCGGCUGCGGCGGCGACGCCGGGCGCGGCGCCGGCCGCGCCGCCGUCGCUGAAUAACGUGCCGGAUCCGGUGCUGCUUAAGAUUCUGAUGCGCGUGGAAUCGCCCAAAGACCGAGCGUCGUGCGCGCUGGUCUCCCCGCGCUGGUUCUGGCUGGAGAAGCGUUCCCGCCGCGCAGUGACCCACCUGGACCUCUCCCAGCCGUCGCGCUUCCUCGAGUCGCUCCCCCUCGCCUUCUUCCCGCGCGUCACCUCGCUCUCCCUCAACUGCUCUCUCUACCGCCGCCCCUGCUCCGCCGAUAGGCUCUAUGACUUCAGGGAACUGCACGUGCUCGAGCUGCUGCAUCUCAAACGGAUCCUGAAUCAACGGCCCUGGGAGAAUCUCGAGUUUGUCGGCUCGCAUUUCCUGCUAGAGGGGCUUCCUAAAACGGGGAUGGGGUACGGUGGAGGGUUUGUGGGCGCGGGAGGGGGAGGGGGAGGGGGAGCCGGUGGUGGUGGCGGUGCUGUUAACUUGCAGAGUGGGAGUUUCAGUGCCAGCGCUUCGGUUUCCACUCCAGGUGUUACGACCCCGGCUGUUGCAACUCCGGGUAUGGUGACUCCUGGCGGGGUAAUCACCCCGGGCGGGGAAACUACCCCCGGGUUUCCCGGCUCGGAAAAACCCGCGAGUAAAUUUUCCCGGGAUGGUGGCGCGGGGUCAAAGUCAGGCAGAGGGCGCUCAGGAGGGGGGGGCGGGCCAAAGGUGUGGGAUAUGAUGGAGGAAGAGGAGGUGGUGGGAGGAGGGGGGGGAGGAGGAGAGGUGGCGGGUGCAGGGGAGGGAGUUGGGGGUGGGAGAGGAGGGGUUGGAGCUGAGUUCAUGCGGAUUGGGUUCUUUGACAAGUGUGGGGCAUCGCUGCAGUCUCUGAUCCUGGAGGGGGGACGUAACGUUACCAACAUUGAGAAUAUCGCCAAGGAGAUAUCCAUCAAGAUGCUAACCCAGGAGCUAGCCCAGUGCUCCGCCCUGCGCCAUCUGGUCAUCUCCCAAACCGUCAAGGGCAACCCGCGCCUGCUCGAGCGAGCCUUCUCCUCGCUGCCCCUGCUCACCUACCUCGACCUGGGCAACCUCAAGAUCGAAACCCCGGGGGCGUCUGGUCCCCCGCUGCUGGGGGCAACGGAUGGGAUGCUGAGGGAGGUAGCGCGGUGGUGUGCGGUGGUGGAGGAGGUGUAUGUGGGCCCGCAUGCAACGGUGGUGGGGGUGGAGGCGGUAGCGGGGAAGUGCAAGCAGCUGCGGGUUCUUGGGGACGUGACUGCUGCGUGCCGGGACUCCAUGCAUGUCAUGAACAAGGUGAGAUGCUCUUAUGGGACGUCCCAACCCAAGGUGUAUGUGGGUCCGCAUGCGACGGGGGUGGGGGUGGAGGCGGUAGCGGGGAAGUGCAAGCAGCUGCGGGUUCUUGGGGAUGUCGCUACUGCGUGCCGGGACUCCAUGCAUGUCAUGAACAAGUGGGCCACUAAUGAGACGCUAGAGGAGGUGGGCCGUUCAUGCCCCUCCCUGCGCUCGCUGCUCAUCCGCUGCAACGCAGACAUCACAGACGCAGGCCUGGUGGCGCUAGCAGCACUCAACCCCAACCUCACCCAUCUCAACGUCUUCGCCCUCGCCCACUCCCUCACAUACAUCUCUCUCGUCUCCGCCGCCCGCCACUGGACCUCCCUCGAAACCCUCAUCCUGCCCUUCUGCGAGCGAGACGACCGAGCCGACCUGCCCGACCUGGUGAAAGUCCUUUCCAGCUGCCCGAAGCUGAAAGUUUUCUCGAUCGGGCUGUGUGCGCAUAGGUAUUUUGAAGCGUUGUUGGAGCUGCUGGGAUCGUGUUCGUGGCUGGAGUAUGUGUAUCUGUAUGAGAGCUGCCAGGAGGGGCAUGAAUUCACCAUGGCUGAUCUCAGGAAGGCUGCUGCCAAGGAGAAGAGGAAACCGCUGAUUUGCUACGCUGCUGGGUCGGCUGAGGGGAUCUGA
Closterium sp. NIES-65 is the source of this 4221-nucleotide messenger RNA. The record is from the annotation of a GenBank genome assembly. NCBI's taxonomy places the organism in Eukaryota, Viridiplantae, Streptophyta, Zygnematophyceae, Desmidiales, Closteriaceae.